AUGCAUACGAAAAUAGUUAGAGUAGAAGGAAAUCUGUCUAAAAUCUCAGAGGAGUUUAUUAAUGGGCCGGUUGCAUUUCCAACAGAAACGGUAUAUGGCCUUGGUGCGUCUGUUUGGAGAGAAGAUUUAAUUAAAAAAGUAUUUGAAAUAAAAAACAGACCACAGGAUAACCCGUUAAUUGUGCAUGUGUCUUCUUUGGAUAUGCUAAGGAAGUGCAUAGUAGGGGACAUUCCAGAGGUGUAUAACGAGUUGAUUAAUGAGUUUUGGCCGGGUCCCUUGACUCUUCUCUUUAAGAAGGCUGCCAAUCUUCCAUACUCUGUUACAGCUGGGAGUGAGUAUGUUGCAGUUCGUAUGCCAGACCAUAAGGACAUACUUCGAGUAAUUGAUUAUUUAGGCGAGCCAAUUGUAGGCCCAUCCGCAAAUAAAAGCGGCAGGCCAAGCCCAACCACUGCGCAGCAUGUGUUUGAUGACUUAAAUGGGGAUGUAUCAUUGAUUAUUGAUGGAGGUAUGUGCGAGAAAGGGAUUGAGUCUACUAUAGUUAAUGGAAUACUGGACACGCCUUUAUUGCUGCGAGCAGGUGCUAUUUCAUACGAAGAAGUAAAGGAAUAUAUACCGAAGCUGGAGAUCCACGGUGGCUCGGGCACAGUGGAUGGCACAAUAGCCCCAGGCACUCGAUACAAGCACUACUCACCUACAGCAACUGUAAUUAUGAUUACAGGCACAAAAGAAGCCAUUCGCCAAAAACUAUUUACUGUAGCAAGUCUAUCUAAAGCACUCGAUAAAGAUAUAGUAUGUGCUGAAUCUAAAAUAGCGUUUGGGUUCCUUUUGCCAGACGAAUACCAGAAUAUUAUUCAAUCACCAGACAUGGUAUAUCUUCUCGGAAAUAAUACAAAAGAAGCAGCACACAGAAUAUUUGAUGGCCUUAGAUACUUAGAUAGACACGUAUCUGUAAUAUACACAGUGGAAAUAGAAAAAACCAAGGAGGGGCGUGGUGUAAUGGACAGGCUUACCAAGGCAACUACUCAUUUUAUAUAG
Messenger RNA from Nematocida parisii ERTm1, 1035 nucleotides. Its product is annotated as Sua5/YciO/YrdC/YwlC family protein. Gene Ontology annotation, molecular function: tRNA binding; nucleotidyltransferase activity; double-stranded RNA binding. The coding region runs from base 1 to 1035 and encodes 344 amino acids. Lineage: Eukaryota; Fungi; Microsporidia. The record is from RefSeq and is a predicted model, not a curated record. The transcript has a single exon. Gene Ontology annotation, cellular component: cytoplasm. Gene Ontology annotation, biological process: regulation of translational fidelity.